AUGGCUAAUCUUAUAGGAUCUGCAAAACUUCCAUUAAAUAAUGAAGUAGAAAUUAUUGCAGAAGAAGUUGAAAAAGGAUUUGAAGAUACCAAUAUCAUUAGAAAAUAUCUAGAGAAGCGUAUUCAAAUUGAAGAAGAAUACGCCAAGAAUCUUCAAAAGCUAUGUAAAUCACAACCAAGUUUAAAGAAAUUGGGUGGAAUCAGUGGAGCAUUUUCUGUUAUUGUAGAUAGUACCAAUCAAUAUUCAAAUCAUAUACUUCAAGUAGUACAGAAAAUAAAUGAUGACAUUAAUAUUCCAUUGAAAUCAUUUAUGAAAGAUUUAAAAAAUGAACAAAAAACUUAUAUUACAGAUGGACAAAUGUUGGCAAAAGAAAGAAAAGAAGUAUUUGAUUCACUUAGAAAUGCAAAGACCAAAUAUGAUUCUUUGUUUGAGGAUGGUGGCGAUGCAUCGAAAAUAAAGGAGGCCGAAGAUGAAUAUAAACAACAGGUUGUGGUUGCCAAUCGCUAUCAAUCAUCGUUUCACAAUGAUAAGCUGCCAAAGAUUCAACAGGAUUUCCAGAGACUCGAGACUAUCCGUAUGCAGAGAAUGAAGACUAAUCUCAAGAAAUUCAUUACCGAGUGUGACACCAUACCGGCAAAGCUAAGCUCACAUAUAAAGUCGUCGGAAGAAACAAUCAACGGUAUCGAUACCAAGAAAGAUAUCAUGGCAUUCGUCAACUUUAAUAAAUCACUGAACCAACCUUGGCCAGACUUUGCAUUUGAACCGUGUGAAAAGAAAAAGAAAGGCUGGCGAACAACAAUGGCUGCAUUAAAGAUUGGAAGUGGCGGCGGCAGCGGCGGUGGACAAUCGACUUCUCACAAAGAUCUCAUGGCGUCGUAUGUUCCGGGCGGUCAACGCGAGACACCGUCCAGCCAUCCGAACGCUGUCUUUGGCAUCCCAAUUUCCGAGGUGAUGGAGAAACAGAAGCAACGCUAUCCAGAGCUGAAUCUUCCCUAUAUCCUAGUGCUCCUCAUCAACUCUAUAAAGAUUCACGGUGGAAUGAAAGCGGAAGGAAUCUUUCGUAUUCCCGGACACAACACUGACGUUGCCAAUAUCAAGCGUCGCCUGAACGAAGGUGACUACACAGUGACCGAGAACAAUGUACAUACCAUCACCUCCACCCUCAAAGCAUGGCUACGUGAAAUUCCUCAUGCACUCGUCUCUGACAAUCUCUACGAAGACGCUGUCAACUGCGAGAGUAUCACUGAUAUCGUGGCGAUCUUCCGUCAACUGCCACCUCACAACCAACGAAUCGUUGCCUACAUCUCACAGUUUCUCAAGGAACUGACACUCCCCGAGAAUGUAGAGUACAGCAAGAUGAAUAUCGAUAAUAUUUCAAUGGUUUUCGCACCAUCACUUCUACGUUGUCACAACCCAGAGCUUUUCCUCAGCAACAUUGAGAAGGAGAAAUCAUUCAUCAGACUCUUGAUUGAAUCGAAUCAGACGCUGGUCGAUAUUUGUCCUUUGAAUUUCGGUAGUUCCGAUAUUGCCACUAUCCAACCAAAAGUACUGAGUAACUCUGAUGACGAAGGACCACCUCCACUUGCUCCAGUUGCUGCUCCCGGAGAUGAUAAUAAUACAGGUGUAAAAGCUGGAUCACGUCCACUUCCACCAAGACCAAAGCCAGCUCCACCAGGAGUCACCGCCGAGAACGCCAAAAAUAUAUUCAAACCAAAUUCACUUGCUCAUCAUCUUCAAUAUCCAGGUGCAACCAAUUCAUCUUUUAUUCAACAAAGUCAUCAUCAUCAUCAACCAACACAUCAUCAACAACAUCAAGUAAUUUCACAUUCAAAUAAUUCCUCUGUAAUUAAAGAUUUACAAUCACAAUCAUACCCAUCCAACAACAACAACAACAGUAACCAACCACCAAAUCCUCAUCUUCAACCGAGUGUAUUAAGACCAUCAACAAAAUCAGGUAAUGGAACACUUUCAAGAGCACCAAUUUCAAUGGAUCUAUUCAAUAAUAAUAAUCAGAGUACUAUCAGUAACAAUAGCAGCAGUGGAAGUGGUAGUAAUAUAAGUUUGUCAUCAUCUGGAGGUAGUAAUCUUAGUUUAUCACCCUCAGGAAGUUCAAUCAAUGCAGCACCUACACCUCCACCAAGAUCAUUCCUUAUUACUUCACCAGAUAAAUCCAAUUCAACACCUACAUCACCAUCCAGCUCUAGUACAAACAUAACUUCCCCAUCAUCGUCAGAAAACAGAGAAAGAAAGUUUUCGAUAUUCUCCAACUUGCCACCACCUCCAACUGUUCCAUAUCAAUAA
Molecule: messenger RNA, 2301 nt
Organism: Heterostelium album PN500
Lineage: Eukaryota; Evosea; Eumycetozoa; Acytosteliales; Acytosteliaceae
Gene: mgp4
Product: RhoGAP domain-containing protein
Exons: 3
Coding region: 1-2301 (766 amino acids)
Biological process (GO): signal transduction
Cellular component (GO): cytoplasm
Molecular function (GO): GTPase activator activity
Source: RefSeq, a predicted model, not a curated record